Molecule: messenger RNA, 1986 nt
Organism: Adineta ricciae
Lineage: Eukaryota; Metazoa; Rotifera; Eurotatoria; Adinetida; Adinetidae
Source: the annotation of a GenBank genome assembly
AUGACGUUCCUUAUCUGGCUCAAGUCAGUAACAAAACGUGGAUAUGCUCAUCUUCUUAUAUGGAAUGCUUUUGAUUCGCGAUCAUCUGAUCCGACAAUUAUUCGUCGUGAAUUGUUCACAACUCGUUUGUAUCUCAUUCUUCUUCUUCUUCUUUCUGUUGGUGUUUUAGCAGCAUAUACAUCAUUCAGUGUGCGAUUCAAAAGCGAAACUGUUGACAGUCCAACUUAUUCUCAAUAUGAAAAACUUCAAGAGAAAUAUUCGGAUAGUUUACAAUGUUCAUGUACGAAAAUUUCGAUGUCUUAUGGUGGAUUUGUAAGAACAAGUCCGCGAUUUCAUCAGGUGUGUUCAAGUGAUUUCAUCACACAGAAAUGGAUUGAUUUCACUUUUCCCGACAAUCUCAUCUUGCUUUCGCCAAUUGAUAUCCGAAUGAGUCUAAGUGCCGUGUGGAAAUUCAUUCAAUCAUUUUGCCGAAACGCUGAUCAAAUAACAAGUGAUAUUCGCAAUCAGUUUGCUAAUACUUCAUUGAUCAAUCCAACUUUAUUGAAUAAAGAUUUGUUAAUUGCAAAAACUCAAAGUACUUUGUCAUCAAUUCGUCAAAUCGAAACAGUUCGUUUAAUUCAAUCCGUCAAAAUCGUUGAUCGAGUCAUUCGAGCAAAUAGCCUAUUAACUGCACUAGGAAACAACUAUGUUCUUCGUGCGGUCUAUGAAAAUCAAUCAAGUGACAUAAGAUCGGAUUUUUAUAUUGAAAUUUAUCGAAAUCAAUAUAUACAAAACAAUUCGAAGAAAGUCUGUAUUUGUGAAAAUGAUCGUUCAUGUCCACUUCCUGCCAAUAUUUAUUUGUAUAAUAUUACAGACCGAUCUGCAGUUUACGAUAUGAAUACCAUACCGUCUAAUGGAACUUUGCUCGGCCUAGUUGUCGAUUGUUUACCACUUCAAAUGACAUUUGCAUCAACAUUCGAAUGUUUUUAUCAACAAUCAUGUCUCAACUUUCUUCUUUCAACGUACCAACAAAAGAUCAAUAUUUCCAUUCUGAAUUCAUCUCAGCCAAGUCGUUUUCAUCUAACAGCAACGAUUGAUUCAAUUUUCAAUGAACUUUUCCUCGAAGAAAUAUACAAUGAAACAAAUUAUGAAGAUUAUUAUUUGCCAAUGAGACAACCAUCAAAUGAAACUUUUCUGAAUCGAUUAAAGCGAAUUUUACAAAAGAUAAAACAGAAAAUUGUGAGUUUGAAUAUCUACACAAAAUAUUCUCAUGAUGAAACAAGUGUUCGUCAUGGUCGUUUGUCGACCCGAUUAUAUUUUCUCUUGUUAUUCCUAUCAAUCAUUAUCAUGGUCAUUUAUUCAUCGGUAUUAGCUGAAACCAUCACUGAACAAGUUAUUAAUCCAACACUAAACGAAUAUAUACGAUUACAAGUCGAACAUUCAUCAACAUUGAGAUGUCCUUGUAGUCAAAUGUCUGUUAUGUAUAGAGAUUUUGUUGAAAUCAAAGUGAAAUAUCAUCAAAUAUGUUUAAGUGAUUUUGUUCAACCGUGGUGGUAUCAAAGUUUUUCGUUUCCAAAGACUUCGUCACAAUAUAUUCUUUUUAUUUGGUUGGGAUUAGCAUAUUUUGAAACACUAGCAACAUUUUGUGAAUUAGUUGAUGAAACAGUCAAGAAUGGAGUUGAACAAUAUCUCUCCACUACAUUUGUUAAUGGUUAUGUUUUAUCCAAUGAUUCAUUUCAUAUACAAAUGACUUCAUUGAUCAAUUCGUUUAUCGGACAACUCGAAAAUGAAUUUAUUUAUCGAUUAUCGUUGACAAAACUAUUUCUUCAGAGUAAUCAAUAUAUGAGUUAUCUACCAUUAAGCACAUAUCCUGUAAUAGACAGAGGUUAUGCCGGUUCUCGAUUACUAUAUUUAAAUAUAUACGCAUCUGCUUCAUACACUUACAAAGAUUCCAGUGCUCCAAGAUGCUUUUGUGUGCUUGAUUCGAGCUGUAGCUUCGACGACUAG